AAUCUGAAUGUGCCAGAAUGUGACAUUACUUUCAAUGAAUCGUACCUAACGAGAGACUAAAGGGGAGGGGAGGGUGGUGGUUGGGAGAGAGAGAGAGACAAUGGGACAAAGUACGAAAGAAAUAAGGAGAGAGAGAGAAAUAAAGAGAGAGAGAGAGAGAGAAAUAGAGCGAGAGAGAGAGAGAGAGGGAGAGGAGCAGGUUGCACUGCAGAAGUAUCAGGGGUAAUAAACCGGAGGGUGGACGUGCCCCUCUGCUCUUCUCUCUCGCCUCCUCCGCAGUGCACUUGCAGCUGAGCAGUACUCUGGACAGGACGGUUUCCCCCCCAUCUCCUCUUCAUCAUCUUCUCCCUCUCUCUCCCCCCCUCUCUCUCUCUCCUCUGACUGUGUUGUUGAGGUCGUGAGUAACAGUGGAGGUGUCGAGGAGGGGGCACCGGCACUUGCGUCUGACUCCAGUUUCGGAGGUCCCGGACAGACGCGUAAUGGUGCGGAUUCAUUGAGAAAAAAAAAGAGAGAAAAAAAAAGAAAGAAAAAAACCCGCGCCGCUGGAAUUAAAAUGAGCACUCCUGCUGAGCGGCUCUCCUCCUCCACAUAGCGCUGCCUUCUCUGCACUACAUCUGUUUUAUGUGACUUGAGCAGACGAAGCAGGAUGACUACUACCUUAUCGCUCGUGAUUUUGUGCGCACUGGUGGCAUUAGCGCUGGCCUCUAAAACGGAGCGCGUCGUGCAGCUCCCCUGUGACUCCGGCCAGUACACCAGAAGUGGAGAAUGCUGCAACGAGUGUCCACCUGGAGAGGGGGUGGUGAAGAAAUGCGGCGCCACUCAGACCGUCUGCGCCCAGUGUUUGGACAGUGAGACCUUCUCAGAGAACUACAGCCUCACAGAGCAGUGCAGGCCGUGCACCGAGUGCACCGGCUUGAUGCGAAUGGAGACGCCCUGCACUGACUCCAACGACGCCAAGUGCAUCUGUAACUACAACUACUACUUCAACGGGGCGGCCGGCCGCUGCGAGCCGUGCACGGUGUGUCCGGUGGGACAGGGCGUGUACACUCGCUGCGAUCAUGAUCACGACACGGUGUGUGAGGAGUGCGUGGAUGAGACCUUCUCUGACCGGGAAAGCUCCAUCGAACCCUGCCUGCCCUGCACCAUCUGUGACGAGGGCAUCGAGAUACAGAUGGCUGAUUGCACACCGUCCAGUGACUCUAUCUGCCAUAAUCCUUACGUGACUACUUAUGCAACUACUACCUCUGAUAUGGAUCUGGCUUCAUCCUCCUUCCCCGACUUGUUACCCGACGUGUCUGAUGGCCCAUUCCCCAGAGAGACAACUACGUCCAGCUCCGGUUCUCCUCGCUUCCUUGGUCACGGCCUCAAUGAAAACCUAAUCCCCAUCUACUGCUCAAUCCUGGCUGCCGUGGUGGUGGGCCUGGUGGCUUAUAUCGUUUUUAAGAGGUGGAAUAGCUGCAAGCAGAACAAGCAGGCAGCUAACAACCGUGCAGCUACGAACAACCAGAUGGUGACGCCGGAGGGAGAGAAGCUGCACAGCGACAGUGGCAUCUCGGUGGACAGUCAGAGUCUGCAUGAGCAGCAGCAGCAGCAGCAGGCCAAGGCUGAAGUCCAGGCUCAACCUUCCCACUCACACACUCAGGAACAGAUAGUGGUGAGGGUGGACGGGGACCCUGAGUCUGACUCUCCUCCCCCUGAGGUCUGAGGGAGACGAUGAAGAGGAAGAGGAGGCAUCAGAGAGGAAGACAGGGGCAUGAGAGAUGAGAGAGGGGACUUGAAACGUGGACCAAAACGAAGGCAGUGGGGGGGUGGCCACACAGAGAAAAAAAAAACUGACUCCGAUUUGUAUAUGAAGUGGCCGCAGAGCAACAGCUUGACUUAUACGGACCUCCCCGCACCUUUGGGACACAGUCUGACUCUUCAUCCCCGGAUAUAGAGUCUAGCUCUGUCAUACAGUGUGCCUGGACACAACCUCUACGGCAAUAUCAACCACUAUCUGAACCAUGUCACGCAGAUUGUAGGUAUAUGCCAGUGCAUCUUGUAUUAAGUGACUCUUCCAGGCGUAUGUCGUAAUUCUCAGUAGCUGCCAGUUAGAUCCUUCAGCCUUUCCUUUUAUUUCUAUGAUCUCUUUACAGUUGACGUCUGUGCCUGGAAUGUAAAUUUCAGAAAGGUACUUGACUCUGUCCUCUUUCUCCUGUGCAUCAAAGAGACCGGGGCAUUUUUUUUUAUAUACUCCCACACCUUCCUCCUCCGUGAAAUCCCAUUCUCAGAUAGUUCUCCGUCUCUCUCUCCAUAGGAUUCAGUCUAUUAGGCCCCCGCUGCUAUCGGCGACGCAAAAAUCAGCGGGCGAGGCGUGAGUCACUCCCAACUUCUCCUAAAGUUCCUUAUCUUUGUAUUAUUUCCAUGCAGGUGCGAUUCCCCUCAUGUUGUCCCGUCUUAUCUAGAACGCUCGUGUCACUGUUGCAAGUGACGCAUAUGUGGGAAGAGCUGAUGAUGAGCAUGUAGUGCGCUUGUGUAUUUUUCUUCCCCGAAACGCUUCGUCCCCAGUCUGACAUCACCCCUUCACAGCGCGUCCAGGGGUUGUAUUUCAGUGAUUUCAUGCUUAUGAUGUAACGCCACCGAAUGUUUUUGUGGCCGGUUCGGCAGGUUGCCUCCACAGUCCUCCGUGGACGUGUCUGGAUGCGCAACACCGGGGGGAACAUCUCUGGACUGUGGAGCUCUGCUGACUCACUGCACGCCAUCUGAUGAGCAAAAAGAUAAAACUGCUCGUAUCAGCCGUGGUCACGCAACAGACUUUUCUGUGAAUUUGGAACUGAAAAAAAAAACGACGAGAAAUCCCAUUCAUAAUAAUUCACACUCACCGAGCGUAAAAUUGAGGCAACCCCGAGAGGUGCACAUUCAUUUCACAUUCCCCACAAACACCUCCGUCUUCACAUGUUCCCCCUCGCUGUCUCGCGUACUACUCUGACUGUGUUAUCGAGUCUGAUAAACAGUGCUGAGGCACUAAUGCUUCGUCGUUGGCGCUCGCGUCAAGACAGGGGCCAUUAGGGAGACGUACUGACAGACAGGUAGUAAUUACCUCAGGGUUUCAGCUUCAUUUACACUCUGCCCCACUCUCAUCUGGAUUAAUGAUGUGCACGGCAAAGGGGUGACACGGCCCUCGCCAAAGCCUCAGUGUGACAUUACGGAUCUCUCAUCCACCUCUGAGGUCACUGACAUUUACUACAUCGCCAUGGUGAUAUAAAAGCACUUAGUCCAGGCUCACUUCUAGGGGUGAGUGCCACCUUUUAUCACGGAGGGCCAGUUCAUGUCGACCCCUCCUGCAGCUCACAGUGACUGCAAAGGCGGCGGACUUGGGAAGUAGAAGGAAGCAUACUUAUAGCCGAGCUUGACCGCACCGCUUUAGCAUUCCCACAGGGCGCCUAAAUAUUCAGGUUCCCCCGUGUUGUGGUUUGACACAAAAUGCAAGGAGAUGAUUUUUAUAUAAACAGUCUGUAGAGAGGAAAAGAGGUGGAGGCACAGAAACAUAGGCUGGCAUACCUACGAUUUCAGAACGGUUUAGAAACAUGUUAAAUUAAAGGAAGUUUGUCAAGACAUGGGUGAGAAGAUUAAUUCCAUUCACAAGUUUGUGCGUUACAUGUGAAGCUACUUCUGGCGAGCUACAGCUUAGCAUAAAAACAGUAAGCGUAAAACAGUAAAAAGGAUAUAGCUCAGGGGUGUCAAACUCGUUUUAUUCGAGGGGCCACAUACAUCCCAGUUUGAUCUCAAAGAGGACGGACCUGUAACACAAUAGCAUAUUAAUCUACAUAUAAUGACAACUCCCAACAAUUUUCUGUUGUUUCAGUGCAAAGAAGUACAUUAUGAAAGUGUUUAUUAUUAUUAUUACAUUUAUUGAACUGCACUAUUACAGAGCCUGUAAUGAACAACCGGACAUAUCUUAAGAAAAACAAGUGAAGUUUCUGUUUAGUUCUAGGUGUCAGUGUUGCGUCCUACAAAUAUUAUUUACAUUUAUUGGACAAACUUCAGUUAAUGUCUUCAAUUUAUUUUUCCACUUAGGCAGUUUAGGCCAGAUUAGACCCUCCUUUGACACCCGUGAUAUAGCUUCACCUUUGGUUUUGUCCAGAGUCUUAAACGUAAAACAUGACUCACAGGAAUUAUUUGUCACUCCAUUAUCUCUGGAUGACUGGAAUUGAUCUUCUCGUCUACUGUAACUUGAAAAGAAGAUGCCGCGUGACGCUUCAUUGGUCAGCCACACGGUCGCCGACACCUCAAGACAAUUAAACCCCUCUCCUCUCCUUGAUUCAUAAGUCACUGCAGUGUAAUGAGAGGAAACAAAAAAACACUGCUGUUGCUCACAGCCCCGCAACUGAUGCGGUGCGGACAUGUGAUCACACACACACACUGACACAGACAAUCCACUCCUGUGAGCUGGUGUGAUCAAUCCUGAUCCCAGCUGUGGCAGCGACAUUAAAAAAGACUUUGCUACAGUAUGCGUACUCUGCUACAGUGUCCAGAGUGUUGGUUUAAAGAUCCGGCAGUGCGCUCAUGUACCAACUGAACCCACGUAUUCCCUUUCUCCAGUGAGACACUCAUUGUAAGAAUGUACGACAAGACAGAAAAAAUAUGCAAGACACAUUCAAGGAUGAGGUUUAAGUUUGCUCCAACUGUUUUGUUGUGAAUUUUUUUGUCUUUCCAUAUCCCGUUUGUUUGUCUUAUGAAUAGAAUUACACUUUUGGAAUGAAUAUUUUUUCUAACUGAUGUUAUUUUGUAGCACUUAUUAGACGUAAUAUGAAUGCACUCAAAGAGUGUACCACAGUUCAAGUGCCUGUGUACAGUGUCCAGCGUCUUUGAGUUGAAGUUUGACUUGUUUUUCCAGAUUAUUUUCAGUUUUUAAAUCGGCGUUUCGUUCCACAUUUUGAGAGUUAAUGAAGGUUUUUCGUAAAUCAAGGUCAGCACUAUAGAUGAACCUUGGAGACUCAAGCAAACUGUAUACACUUGUCGCCUAUAUAGAGAGACUUACAGUACAAAUAGGUCGCCAUUGAACACACAGUGUCAGUGUAUGUUAACAUGCUAUAAAUAAUGGCAAUCAAUAGGGUCAUGUAGCAUUAUCUAAACAUAUACAUGUCAACUAGGACUUUUACUCUAAAACUCAUGUAUUUGUCAAUAACAGCUUUACUGUGCAGAUGUUUGCAUGUACAGUAAGUUUUAUCACAAACCCCCAUUUCAGAGGCAACCGGACAUGUGAUCUGCAGUAACGCUACAUCCAUGCGGAGGUUCACUGUGAUUCUCUGUGAUGUUAUUACUUGAUCCAGACAGUGCAGGAGUUGGUCCCAGAAAAGCUGAAUGUCAUCAGUUGUACACUACUAAUGUAAAAUGCAUUGUGUAAAUGUGAAUUUCUUAGAGUUGAUACAAGCUACCAGGAUACUCUAUAAAACUGUAAAAAAAUGCGUGCAAGUGAAAUCAACAUCUAUAGUAAAAUAAACCGAGAUGUCAUUGCA
Messenger RNA from Mugil cephalus (flathead mullet), 5498 nucleotides. It is a transcript of the gene ngfra, whose product is annotated as nerve growth factor receptor a (TNFR superfamily, member 16). Gene Ontology annotation, cellular component: cell surface; plasma membrane. The transcript has 6 exons. Gene Ontology annotation, molecular function: nerve growth factor binding; death receptor activity; coreceptor activity. The record is from RefSeq and is a predicted model, not a curated record. The coding region runs from base 647 to 1705 and encodes 352 amino acids. Lineage: Eukaryota; Metazoa; Chordata; Actinopteri; Mugiliformes; Mugilidae. Gene Ontology annotation, biological process: Rho protein signal transduction.